CACUGCGGUCGGCGCUCUGGGCGAGUUUGGCGGCGGCGGCGGCGUGAGGUAUCCGCGGCGCAGCGCAGCGGGCGCCCGGCGUUGAUGGCAGCCCCGGCCGGCCCUGCCGAGGCCGCCCGCGCCCCGCCGCGCUGCUAGAGGCGGCGCGUUCGCUUUCUCGCCCGCACGCCUUCGCCGGCUGCCGCCCCCGCCGCCGCCGACAUGUCGCUGGCCAUGGAAGAGGAGGAAUACGCCAGGCUGGUGAUGGAGUCGGAGCCCGAGUGGCUGCGGAGCGAGAUCAAGCGGCUCUUCCAGGAGCUGGGCGAGACCACCCGGGAGAAGAUCCAGGCGGCGGAGUAUGGGCUGGCCGUGCUGGAGGAGAAGCAGCAGCUGAAGCAGCAGUACGAAGAGCUGGAGCUGGAGUACGAGACCAUCCGCACCGAGAUGGAGCAGCUGAAGGAGGCUUUUGGGCAGGCCCAUACCAACCACAAGAAGGUAGCAGCAGAUGGAGAGAGCAGAGAGGAGACCUUGAUUCAGGAAUCGGCAACCAAGGAAGAAUACUACAUGAAGAAGGUUAUGGAGCUGCAGACAGAACUGAAGCAGCUCAGAAAUGUCCUUGCCAACACUCAGUCUGAAAAUGAACGCCUUAAUUCUGUUGCACAGGAACUGAAAGAGGUCAAUCAGAAUGUGGAGAUCCAACGGGCCCGUCUGCGAGAUGAUAUUAAGGAAUAUAAAUUCCGAGAAGCGCGUUUGCUGCAAGACUACACCGAGCUUGAAGAGGAAAACAUCUGUCUCCAGAAACAAGUGUCUGUCCUGAAACAAAACCAGGUGGAGUUUGAAGGCCUGAAACAUGAAAUCAAAAGGCUCGAAGAGGAAACAGAAUUUCUCAACAGCCAGCUAGAAGAUGCCAUACGGCUGAAGGAGAUCUCUGAACGCCAGCUCGAGGAGGCCUUGGAGACGUUGAAGACAGAGCGAGAGCAGAAGAACAACCUUCGUAAGGAGCUCUCCCACUACAUGAACAUCAACGACUCCAUGUACAACAGCCACCUGAACAUCUCUUUGGAUGGACUCAAGUUCAGCGAUGAAGCCACAGAGCCCAAUAAUGAUGAAAUCAUGAAUGGAUUUGAGCAAAACUGCCUCAGCAAACUCAGCAGUGGCAAGAACAACAGUACAUCAACGCCCAAGAAAAAUGAAAGCUUCCCUCCAGCCCCAAGUCUGGUUUCAGAUCUUCUGAGUGAACUAAACAUUUCCGAAAUCCAGAAGCUGAAACAACAGCUUGUACAGAUGGAAAGAGAAAAGAUGAACUUGUUAACAACACUACAAGAAUCUCAGAAGCAGCUGGAAAAUACACGGGGAGCCCUGUCAGAGCAGCAUGAGAAAGUGGGCAGGCUCACAGAAAACCUGAACGCAAUGAAGAAGCUCCAGGUCAGCAAAGAGCGUCAGUCUGCCCUCGACAAUGAGAAGGACCGAGACAGCCACGAAGAUGGAGACUACUAUGAAGUUGACAUCAAUGGGCCAGAGAUCCUGGAGUGCAAGUACAAGGUGGCUGUGGCAGAGAUUACUGACCUAAAAGAAGAGCUCAAAAAUGUUAAGGCCAAAUACAAAGAAUGUGAGUCUAAGUAUGAGGAAGAGAAGAGCAGAUAUGAGACUGAGAGCCAAGCUCUCACCGAGAAGAUCACCUCACUAGAAAAAUCCAGUAGGCACGAUCGAGAGCAGGUGUCCAGGCUGGAGAAGGAGCUGAAGAAAGUCAGUGAUGUUGCUGGAGAAACACAGGGCAGCCUUAGUGUGGCCCAAGAUGAACUGGUCACCUUCAGUGAAGAACUGGCCAAUUUAUACCACCAUGUCUGCAUGUGCAACAACGAAACUCCAAAUAGGGUGAUGCUGGAUUACUACAAGGAAGGUAAAGGUGGGCGCAGCAGUCCAGAGAGCAAGGGAAGAAGGUCUCCCAUUCUUCUUUCUAAAGGGCUGUUAACUAUAGAGCUAGGAAAGACAGAGAGUGUAAGUGGUGACAGCAGCCCGUCUCCAGUGUCGUCUCUGCCGUCUCCUGUGUCGGAUCCUCGGAAGGAACCAAUGAACAUCUACAACCUGAUCGCUAUCAUCCGGGAUCAGAUCAAACACCUGCAAGCUGCUGUUGACAGAACAACCGAGUUGUCCAGGCAGCGUGUUGCCACUCAAGAACUUGGGCCGGUGGUGGACAAAGAUAAGGAAGCUCUCAUGGAAGAAAUCCUGAAGUUGAAGUCUCUGCUGAGCACCAAGAGAGAACAGAUAGCGACUCUGAGAACAGUGCUGAAGGCCAACAAACAGACUGCAGAGGUAGCCCUUGCCAACUUAAAAAGCAAGUAUGAAAAUGAGAAAGCUAUGGUUACAGAGACCAUGAUGAAGCUGAGGAAUGAGCUAAAGGCUUUGAAAGAGGAUGCUGCUACCUUCUCUUCCCUGAGAGCAAUGUUUGCUACAAGAUGUGACGAGUAUGUCACACAGCUGGAUGAAAUGCAGCGGCAGCUCGCAGCGGCUGAGGAUGAGAAGAAGACUCUGAACUCCUUGCUUCGGAUGGCUAUCCAGCAGAAACUGGCUCUGACCCAACGCCUGGAGCACUUGGAGCUUGACCACGAGCAGUCCAAACGGGUGCGCACAAAAUCCGCUUCCAAAGCCAAGAGCGGUAACCCCAGUGUAAGUCACCUUCGGUCCUGUGGAGACAGGUCUGAGGGAUCUGUCCUUAACAACCAGGUUUUCUGUAGUGAGAAAUAUAAAAUCUAUUGUGACUAGGACAGGUGUGUAGGAAAAAAACAAAAGUCAUAUUAUGCAUCUUAUUUUAUGCUGUAACGGUCAGCGUCGAUCCCCACUAUCUAAUGUCGCGGUGAGUUGACUUGUACUAGUAUGUUGUUGCACCAGGUAAUACAAAUGGUAUUCUGGAGGUCUUAACUGUAACUAAUUGAUGAGUACGGGGAUGUUAUUAACAAGUUAAUAGUGGGAAGGCAUUCACCUUUCUACAAUUAACAUGUAUGGGUUUUGCUGUUCAUGGUAAGUGUUAAGAGUGCACCUGAUAGAGUGUAUCUGGUGCUACUAAUUGUAGUUCGUAUAGCACAAAUGUGAUCCUUUCCCCGGGGUUGCAGCAUACUUCAGUAAGAAACAGACAGAAAACCUUCCUUGUUAUUGUGGCUUCGGAAGUGGUGAAAAGCAAAUGCUAAAAUUGGAGGCAUGUCUUGAAAGUGCAGGGCAUUUUGAAACUGGAACCAAGCUUCAUUUGCCUACUGUGGCAGAUAUGAAGAACUUGCUGUCAGAUCACCACUGACCAAAGUCCUAAAGCUUUUACAGGCUAUAAAAGCUAGAAAAGAAACUUGGUAGGGUACGUUAUUUACACUCUGCUUCCCUCUCGUUAGAGGGUUAACCAGAAGAAACUUGCACAUUUAUAUUAAAAAUAUGCAAUAUUUACCCCAUCUGAUAUAAAAUUGUUAAGGAUUGGGAUCCUACCUGGUAGACAAUUCCACUUGAAGAAGUUAUGCUGUGGAAAAGUGUCACGUCCUGAAAGGAUCUUUGUGGUCUCGUGUCGCUCCUUGCAAGCGUAACACUUGGAAAAGAAUCUGUUUUCUGUGUUACUGUAGCCACACAGCAUAGAUGUGUAGAAUUAAUGUGACUAUGGUCUAGUUUUGUCAGGCACAGAGCGGUUUUUCUCAGCUGUCAGUAUUAAUCUAAGUAGGAGAGUGUUUCAGAGCUCUGAUCACUUUGUUUUAAACACACGAGAGAUGUCGCAUUCUGUAUGCAAGCACGUUUCACAGGGCUCUACAUUAUAGGCACAGGAAAUUGGACGAGAUCAUCCUGCUGAUAAUUAUUUAUGAAGUAGCUUAGGAUACUUACAAAUCUUUUCCAAAACAAAGAAACCUUUGUCUGCUAUUGAGCUUUUAAGGGGCCUUUUCAGCCACUUAGUUACAAUAUGUUUGCUGAUGUAAAAGUGUACUUCAUAAUCGGUGCCUAUGUGAGAGAAAAAGAUUGAACCUGUUGCUUCUAAAGUUGUGGAAGAAGCAGGACGAGGCACGCUUUUGUCUUUCAACCAAGGUUCAAAGUGCCUAGCCUCAAACUGUUUAUUUUAAUGUAAAGCCCUGUUCAUUUUGUACUCCUUCAAAUAAUUUUGUACGCCUCUAGUAUGACUAAAAGCAUUGUGGGACUGCACAGUUGCCUGUGUGCCAGUGACGUUUCAUGAAGCCAUUCUGACGUCCCUGCUGUGGUUCUGCCUCGUCUCACCACCCGUGUCCUGCAGCUGAGCGGCAGAUCGCUUUCUGCGCGGGCCAGGAGACAGCUCGGUGCUAAGCUAAGGCAAUAAGGAGCACAGCUUGCUUCCCCCCUCAGGGGGAAUCCACGUGGGCUUUUGGCUGCCCACCUAUUAAGAAGGGAGGAUGGGAAAGACUUCUAAAUUCACGCAGUGAGGCUUUAAACUGAUGGAAUUGUAGAAAGCUUGCCGCAAAGCUGGGAAACCUCCACAUGCCACAGUCCCGUGCCAGAAUUGCACUUACCAGUAUCGAGAGGAGGAAAUAAUGAACCCACCCCAACCCAAGCGAUUCAAGGCCAAUACGUUGGCAAACAUCACUGCUUGAGAAGCUUCAACAAAUAGCAACUCUGGCUUUAGAAACUAAGCCCUGUGCAUCUAUUAUUAGGGUGUUUCAAGAAAACACUGAAUUCUCCCACAGAUGAGCUUUAAUAUUGUUAGAUGGCAGGUUUGAUAGUUUAGAAGCAAGACAUCUUGUAACAAUUUUCAAUCCUGCUUGUCUCUUCUUUGCUGCACAAUCUCCCAAAAGGCCUUUAUUCUUCUCACUCCUGCAUUAAGUAUACUUUUGAAAUACUUUGUAAAAGCAGGCGUUUGAGUGCUAACUUUCUCUGCUCCGUUAGAAACAGCUGCAACUUUGCUUCCAGUGUGAGAGGGAGCUUUAACGCAGUUUUCACUGCUUCCAUGUCUCUAACGGCAGGAUUUUUUGCAAAAUACUAAUGGCAAAAAGGUAAAUUGGAGAAACCAAUUGAACACAUUGUCAGCUUUUCUCAAAUGAACUGCAACUUUCUGUAAAGAUUUUCAGUGUAACCAGACAGUGACUGUUACUGUCAAGUCUCAGCUCACGCUUUCAGUUCCGAGUAUGAACAGUUUUAUUUUGCCCUUGGCCUAAUAGUCUCAGUAGUUGUUUCCAUCUUCACUCAUUUCUGUGAAUCUUAAAAAAAAUAAAAGAAAAGCAACAAAAAAGCCAACCUGACUGCUAUCAGAGCUCCUCAAGCCAUGGUUUAACUUCUUGUAGCACUUGUUAUGGAAAGGAAUGAGGAAUGAUGGUAAGGUGACCAGAUCCUGCUGUUUGUACUUAUAGAUAAUAGCUCAGAUUGAGUCAUGUAAUCCUUGAUUACCAGUUUCUCGAAAUGUACCUUUGCUGUGAGUCUUUUGUAUCACUCACAAUGGGUUGGGAUUAAAGCAUGGAAAGUUCCUUAAGCCGUCACCUACCUCUGCAAGCAGACUCUCCUCUGAAUGGUAUUCUCUGCACUGGCCUGCCUGCAUGAUACACUCACCUGCAUGUUUCUGGAGAACCUGAAAAUAUUUCUUGCACAUUCAUUGCUGUUAAGUUGUGCUUGAACAGCAGAGCUUUACUCAGUACUUGUAAGAACCCUUCUUUCUGCAAAGCUAUUGCUUCCAGGCUAAACCCACAGAGCGCCGUUUCAUCGGCGUGGAAAGCAUCUGCUAACGGGAAGCUAACAGACCCCUUCCACCAACUAACCUGCUUUUGCAGCACAGUGGUUUAAGUUUUCAGUUCUUUAAUUGAGAAGUAAAGACUGACCUUUUAUAUUUUUUUUUUCCUAAUGCUAUUUUGUUUUUCCAU
Colius striatus (speckled mousebird) is the source of this 5822-nucleotide messenger RNA. It is a transcript of the gene BICD2, whose product is annotated as BICD cargo adaptor 2. Gene Ontology annotation, cellular component: Golgi apparatus; cytosol. Lineage: Eukaryota; Metazoa; Chordata; Aves; Coliiformes; Coliidae. Gene Ontology annotation, molecular function: dynein complex binding; cytoskeletal adaptor activity; dynactin binding. The record is from RefSeq and is a predicted model, not a curated record. The coding region runs from base 202 to 2742 and encodes 846 amino acids. Gene Ontology annotation, biological process: microtubule anchoring at microtubule organizing center; regulation of microtubule cytoskeleton organization; protein localization to organelle. The transcript has 7 exons.